AUGCAGCAGAUCGCCCAGGGCAUGGAGCACCUCGCUGAGCUCCGCGUCGUCCACCGGAACCUCGCGGCAAGGCACGUGCUGGUCUUGGGCUUCGACAAGGAGGACGUGCGCAGGACGUCGGUGAAGGUGGCGGGCUUCGGGCUGGCAGUAGAGCUCGUGGACGGUACUGACGCUACGGUAGCGGGGCGAGGGCUGCCGGUACGCUACAUGCCCCCGGAGUCCAUGCAGGGAGGCCGGUGCUCAGAGAAGAGCGACGUGUGGGCCUUCGGGGUGACGUGCUGGGAGAUCAUGACCUUGGGCAAGACCCCCUACUACAACUUGACGGACGAAAGUGUGAUCCGGUACGUGUGCGGGGGUGGGAGGCUGACCCGAGAGGACGUAGUCGGAGGGUGUCCGGACGAGGUAUGGGCCCUGGUAGAGAGCUGCUGGGCGACGAGGGAGGAGGAUCGCCCGACGUUC
Messenger RNA from Guillardia theta CCMP2712, 459 nucleotides. RefSeq lists its product as hypothetical. NCBI's taxonomy places the organism in Eukaryota, Cryptophyceae, Pyrenomonadales, Geminigeraceae. Gene Ontology annotation, cellular component: signaling receptor complex. Gene Ontology annotation, molecular function: transmembrane receptor protein tyrosine kinase activity; ATP binding. Gene Ontology annotation, biological process: protein phosphorylation; positive regulation of kinase activity; cell surface receptor protein tyrosine kinase signaling pathway. The transcript has a single exon. The annotation marks the transcript as partial. The record is from RefSeq and is a predicted model, not a curated record.